Messenger RNA from Annulohypoxylon maeteangense, 1641 nucleotides. Its product is annotated as MFS general substrate transporter. The coding region runs from base 1 to 1641 and encodes 546 amino acids. Gene Ontology annotation, biological process: transmembrane transport. Lineage: Eukaryota; Fungi; Ascomycota; Sordariomycetes; Xylariales; Hypoxylaceae. The transcript is spliced from 7 exons. Gene Ontology annotation, molecular function: transmembrane transporter activity. The record is from RefSeq and is a predicted model, not a curated record.
AUGGCGGAAGUCGAAAAGCCGGAUAUUAUUCCUGGCACUGAUAUCAUCUUUACGGAUGGGAGCAAUGGAGAGAAUACGACACCCGGUGAGGUUGUGCUCAUCCCACAGCCGACUUCCAACCCAGAUGAUCCUCUAAACUGGAAUAUGACAUGGAAGACUACGAUAAUCUUCAACCAGUUCAUCUUCGUCUUCGUGAGCAUCAUGACACCGAUGGCCAUCUCGCCCCUCUCGCUCAUCUUCGAGGAGGAAUUCAACAAGACGUUGCCGGAAGUGAACAUGUUAUUCGGCGCUGCGGCUAUCACCUUAGGAUAUGCCAACUUCCUCAUCGUGCCCGCGGCAAACAUGUGGGGACGACGUCCAGUCGUCUUGAUCUGCGGCCUGAUAUGUAUCCUAGCCAACAUCUGGCAGGCUCUCGUCACGAGCUAUCCGAGUUUCCUGGGUGCUCGUGUUAUUUCUGGACUUGGGGCGGCUGCGAAUGAGAGCAUUAUGCCUAUGGUUGUUGCUGAUUUGCUAUUCCAGCAUCAGAGGGGAAGUAGUAUGGCACUGUACUUUUGGGCGUAUUUCCUCGGACUUUUCAUCGGACCUAUCAUCUCCGGCGCCAUCGCCUCGCAGAUCUCGUGGAGGUGGUUCUUCUGGGUUUGUACCAUCUUACAAGGUGCAAGCUUCAUAUUCCUCCUUAUCGCACACCCCGAAACAAAAUACGACCGACCGUCCGCCCCCACAACCAGCCGCAACUCCACCGUCAUCACCAUCCGCGACCCCAACCCUCACCCCAACCCCACCGCCGAAAAGCCCGAAAACGGCGGCGCUUCAAGCUCCAGCACCGAACUCCCCACCCCACAAACCACCGCGCACCACCACGCCAUCGGCCGUCCGUCCCGCGCACAAUUCUCCCUCCUCCACCAACCCCAAACCCAAAAUCGGAGUCAGAGUAUAACAGCAACCCUCCUCCGCGACAUCCUCUCCCCAAUCCAAAUCCUCCUCACCUACCCCAUCGUAACAUGGGCCUCUCUCUCCAUGGGCUUCGCCGCGAAUUCCCUGCUCGCGCUCAACCUAACCACAGCCCAAGUCUUCGGCGCGCCGCCGUAUCUCUUCACGCCGGACCAGAUCGGGUUCGUUAAUUUCGCGUUUGUGGUGGGCGCGGUGGUGGCGUUGGUUACGGCGGGCCCGUUGUCGGAUCGCAUUGCGUUGGGCCGCGCGAGGAAGAAUGGGGGUGUGUUGGAGGCUGAGAUGAGGUUGUGGGCGCUGGUGCCGUAUGUUUGUGCGAAUGUCCUGGGUAUGGUGGUUGUGGCGGUUGGAUACCAGCGGGCGUGGCCGUGGGAGGCGGUUGUCGUGGUUGGGUAUACGCUCGUUGGGUUGCAGGUUGUGGGGAUUCCGGCUAUUGCUAUUGCGUAUGCUGUUGAUAGUUAUAAGACCUUACCUGGGGAAGUCAUGAUUGCUGCGACAAUUGUGAAAAAUACGUUCGGGUUCGGAAUGAUAUUCUUCUUCAACGACUGGGCAGCGCAGUCAGGGUAUAUUAAGCCCGUGCUGAUGAUGAUGGGCCUCACAAUCGGCGUCACCAUCCUUGGGCUGUGUGUCUUUACUCCCUGGGGGAAGCAGUUCCGCCGCUGGACCAAAGACUCCAAGUUGCAUUCUUUAUAG